Messenger RNA from [Candida] anglica, 1074 nucleotides. The record is from the annotation of a GenBank genome assembly. NCBI's taxonomy places the organism in Eukaryota, Fungi, Ascomycota, Pichiomycetes, Serinales, Debaryomycetaceae.
AUGUUGAGGAACUCUAUGUUAAGAGCAUCGGCUCUUUCGUCCAGACGCUUUGUUGCUUCCUAUGCCGUGAGAUCAUUAGCCACCAAGGCUGCAGCUUCUCCAGCUUUGAGUACUCUUUCUGCCCAACCAAUUGGUCAAGAUAAAACCAUUGAACAUAAUAUCAAGUCAGAGACUAAUCGGUUAUCUAAGACUCUCACCAAGUUCUGGGAAAAGGUAGAUACUUUCCACAACCCAGAAACUGGUAAAUAUGAGGUUCAACUUGAUGGGAAGCCUCUCAAGACCCCAUUAGGGUUCCCAAUGGCUCUUCCUCCACAGAAAAAGGCUAUGGCACAUCUUGUUGCUCAUGAAUGGGCCAACCUUCCAGAUCUCAAGGUUAAGACUAAUGCACUCCCACUCACCUCUGUUGUUGCUAGAGCAAUUGAUUUGGAAACCGUUUAUACUCAAAACCUCCCAAAUAGUGACGAAAUUGCCACCAAGAUUGGUAACUUGGAAGAUGUUAGACUCAAUAUCUUGAGAUAUCUUGAUACAGACACUUGUUUGAUUUUCACCUUCACUGAGGAAUAUGAGGGUAAACUCCGGGUCAAGCAAGAUGAGUUGUAUUUCCCAUUGAUUGAAGAAUAUAAUGAUUUCUUCACCGCCUAUGGACACAAACAUAACUUACUUGAAGAUGGGUAUAAAAUUGAAUUAUCCUACUUGGAUUGUGAAACCCAAGGUCUUCGUGGUAACAGACAAACCAUCACCACCCAAACUGUGGUGUUACAUUGGCUUGAACAAUUGAACAUGUACGACUUGGUUGCCCUUGAAAAGGCCAUUUUGAUGUCCAAAUCGUUCCUUUGUGGUGCCACCAUCUUACGUUCCAAUGUAUCUAAUGAAACUGAUAUGAAGGAAUUGUAUCAAGUCAAUAAGAAUGACCCAAGUGAGUAUUACUUCAAGACUAUAGAUGAAGUUGUUGAAUUGGGUAACUUGGAAACCAUUUUCCAAACUGCUGAAUGGGGUGAAGUUGAAGACACUCAUGAUGUCGACAAGGUUGAUUGGUUGAGAAACUUGACCAGUGCUGCUCUUCUUUGUCAUUAG